GUAAGGGAGGAGGGGAAGUGGGAGGAGGUGGUGGUGAUUUUAGGAGGGGUAGGGGAAGUGGGAGGUGACAUGGCAGAGGACAGGAAAGAAUGCACGGAGCAGCUGACAGGGCUGGCAAUGUGCCUACUGUAUGUGCAGGGGGAGGCGGCGGCGCCCACCAAGGACUGCUGCAGGAUGCUGAAGCAGGUGGUGGAGAAGAGUGAAAAGUGCUUAUUCCUUAUCAAAUACUCCACUGACCCCAACCUCCGCAUCAAGAACAACACCUCGCUCACUGCCAAGCUACCCCACUCUUGUAGCGCCUCCAUCAAUAUACUUCACUGUCCAGUUUAA
Messenger RNA from Amborella trichopoda, 330 nucleotides. The record is from RefSeq and is a predicted model, not a curated record. NCBI's taxonomy places the organism in Eukaryota, Viridiplantae, Streptophyta, Magnoliopsida, Amborellales, Amborellaceae.